UUCUCAAAAAUUUACCGCCAAAACUUGCACAGCCUUCUAGCUAUACAUGGCUUAUUCGCAGAAUAUGCGAGGAUCAGUUGUGUCACUAUAGACAGUUACAACAGAAACAACCAACCACAACGAAACAACAGAGUAGCAGAAAGUUCUGUUAAUUUUUUGUUAUUUCAAUAUAUUUGUUCACAAUGUGAAAACUUUGUUCUUAUCUAUGUUCCGCCACCAGUUUUGGUUUUCAUUGGUUGCUACCAUACUAAUGCAUUUACAAUGGGUGCUAAUGUAUCCCAGCUGGAGAGGGAUAUUGGUGCAGACCAGUUUCCACCCAAUGAACAUUUUUUUGGGCUAGUCAAUUUUGGUAAUACAUGCUACAGCAAUUCUGUCCUUCAAGCAUUAUACUUCUGCAAACCAUUUAGAGAAAAAAUAUUGGAGUACAAAGCAAGAAAUAAAAGAACUAAGGAAACUUUACUCACAUGUUUAGCCGACUUAUUUUAUAGCAUUGCAACUCAGAAGAAAAAAGUUGGAUCAAUAGCCCCCAAAAAAUUCAUAGCAAGACUUAGAAAGGAAAAAGUUGAAUUCGAUAACUAUAUGCAGCAAGAUGCUCAUGAAUUUCUCAAUUUCCUUAUAAAUCACAUUAACGAAAUAAUUUUAGCUGAACGGCCUCAGAAUGCAAAUAGUAGACAUAAAUCUGGAAGUGGUGAUUCUGUCAGCUCGCAAAGUGAACCUACAUGGGUUCAUGAGAUUUUCCAAGGUAUUCUAACUAGUGAAACAAGAUGUUUAAAUUGUGAAGCUGUAAGUUGUAAGGAUGAAGACUUUUUCGACCUUCAAGUGGAUAUAGACCAAAAUACCAGCAUCACACACUGCCUUAAAUGCUUUAGCAGCACUGAAACUUUGUGUGGGGAUAAUAAAUUUAAAUGUGACAAUUGUGUUAGUUACCAGGAAGCUCAGAAGAGAAUGCGAGUUAAAAGGUUACCAAUGAUUUUAGCCUUGCAUUUAAAGAGAUUUAAAUAUAUGGAACAGUACAACCGACACAUAAAAGUUUCUCACAGGGUAGUAUUUCCUUUGGAGUUACGGUUGUUUAACACGUCUGAUGAUGCAGUAAACCCUGACCGUUUGUAUGACCUAGUUGCAGUUGUUAUUCAUUGUGGUAGUGGUCCUAAUCGAGGCCACUACAUCAGUAUUGUGAAAAGUCAUGGAUUUUGGCUACUUUUUGAUGAUGAUAUGGUUGAUAAAAUUGAUUCAUCCGCGAUAGAAGAUUUUUAUGGGCUAACAUCUGACAUCCAGAAAUCGUCUGAAACUGGUUACAUUUUGUUUUACCAGUCAAGAGACAUUGCUCCCUGACAGAGAAAUACAAUAUGGAAACUGUUACUUAUAGUUGUUGAUUUUCGUUGUUGAAAAAUUUAUUUAUGACCGGUAGCUAAACAUUCCUUCAUGUUAGCUUUAAAUAUUGUAAUUCAUCUCCUUGUUGAUUCUGAUGUUUCAGUCAUGUGUUGGAUGUGCCACAUAUUCCAAUAUUAUUACAUUCAACCUUACCAAGAGUGACUUUAAUGGACUAAAGUGAUUUUGUAAUGGUUGCAAUGGUUUUAGAUCUAUAAAAAGUUAAACCAGCUGAAGGUUGGGAGAUUUGAAGGCCGUGCUCUCUGACGAUCACGCUGACAAAUCUACUAGAUAAUUUGAGCCAUAAGCCAACUGCUGCUGGUUAGUAAAAAUGUGAAAUAAUGCUGCCUGCUGUAUAUGGUGUCUUCAUUAAUUGUUGAUAUGUUGUGAGAUUUUUAUUUUAAUUUGUAUUACCUUAUGAUCAUAUGUUGAUUUGUAUACCUAGAUGUUACAAAUGCUUCUUUUCCUGUCCUUUACCAAUCCAACUCAUUUAUUACAAGACCACAUGCAGUUAUUGUUUGUUAUCUUUGUGGUUCUGGUCCUUGCUACUGUGGUCAAUCCCAUUGUUUCUAGUCUAGGAAUUCAGGUCUUCCACUCUUAAGCAAAUCAAGUAUUUGCUAAAAUUCAGCAAUCAGGUUUUGGAAGUGAACAACCAAUUUUAUAUUGAAUCUUUAUAGAUAGGGGCUGCAAGAAUGUUUUUUUUUUCCCCUUACACUUAACCUUGUUUGUCUUCUGUCCUCAGCUGAGGCGUUAUGAAGAAAGGUAGUAAUUUGUGAACCACUGGUGUAUUGUAAUGUUAAUGGUUUUAUAGCUACAUAUCAUUGCCAAUGCUAUAAACAACAAAGAUUUAAUUAAUAAUUUAAAAAUCUGAUGAGGAUGAAAUACAGCAUGACUUGUUUAGUUAGUUCAUCCAUCAGAUGUUUACUGAUUUAAGGAAUCAGUCUCUUUCAGUUUAGAGUGUAUGGGUGAUACCAAACUCAUUUUUAUAAAAAAAAUUACCUUAUUCCAAGAGUUAUUGUGAGAUGAAAUUAAGAGCUAACUUCAACCUCCUUUUUUAAAAAGUUUCAUGUAGCAUUGUUGUGAGAAAUUCUCAGUUUUGUCUUGCCGUCCUUUGAAUUUAUGUUGUUCUUGGAAGUUAAAGGGUACAUCCUGAAUUAAACUGAUCUUUGUUUUAUCAAGUUUAGAUUAGUAGCCCCAACCACUUAUCCUCUAAUGGUGCACAACUAGUUUUGUUUUAAAGUCCUGAUUUCUUUCCUUUCCUUCUUUCUUCCUUUCUUUUUUGUUUUUACUCCGGACUUCUUGGUUUUGCGUUUACCUAUAAGUACUGUAUAUCUUUGUUAAGCACUUAACUUUCAUGGCUAGUAUUUUGUUGCAGUGAUGUAAUGGCAAUCAGUACGUAGAGCACUAAUUAUUACUCAUUUGAGUCUAAUUAUUUUGUUAAUUUGAAUUUUUACUGAAUGUAAAACAAUAAGUUUUCAACAGGAUUCCUAACUUUAUAGUAAAUAAGAAAUACUUAUUUUUUUGAAGUCGUUAGAUCUGUGAGUCAUCUUUUCUGAUUUUAUUGUUCUAUCGAACUAUCGUCUCCAGGUUUCUCAGUAUUUUAAAAUCUACUGCUCAAGUAAUUGUAACUGUUGCUUUCAGAAGACUCAGCUCGGCUUGUAUCUGUUUGAACUGGAGUGAGUUACAUUCUACAACUGAUAAUAAUAUGGAAAUACCAGUAGAACACUGCCUCAUUAUUUUUGGGCAUCAUGCAUCAUUAAACCUGCGAAUUUCAGACCUGAUGUUGUAAUCAGUCAAAAUGUGGGUACUGCCUUUACUUGUAGAAAUUUAGUUACCAUUUUCAAUUACAAUCAAAAUGCAGAGAAAGUGCCUUGCUCUUAGUAACCAGUGGGGCAGUCUACUUUCACAUUUUCCUUUUUAUUUUUAUUCCAGAAAAACUGUAGUGUUUAUCUUGCUUAAGUGAUUUUUUUUCAAACCAUACAUAUUUGAACAUUUUAGUAUAUCAUGUAUGCAUACACAGAAAAUCAAACCAAAAAAGAAUGUUUCAGUAGCAGUUUUAAGACUGCACUUUGUUGUCAAGGUUCAGUUUUUUUCUUCACUGCCUUAUUUAAAAAAUGGGAAUAGCACCUUAACUAAUACUUUGAGGCAGUGAUAAAGUUGUAUUUAAUACUAUCUACUACUGCCUAGUACAAUUGUGAAAAAGAGGUAAUCAUUGAGAUACUAGUUUAAACAACUAAAGGAAGAUUUGGAAGCAUGUUUUGGUAGACUGUAAUGUUCAUCUAGCAGCAAGUGGUACCAAGCAUUCCUCCUCAUGAUGUCCAGUUACUCAAUGUGAUCUGUUCUGAAGAUGUGAUAGAGUUCUGAAGCGUUUGCUUUCAUUUCAAAUCAAUAGCAACUUCCUUUAUGAAUAUUGUUAUUAAUAGUUAGGGGAGAAAAGAAUAAGGCUGAUUUAUAAAAUGAUGCUCUUAUCUUUAAGGAGAAAUGACUUGGAAAUAUCUUAAGCCAUGAGAAAAAAGAAGAUUUGUGUACAAUGACGCCUAAAUCUGCAUAUACAUUUAAAAAACUACUAUGUACUUAUUUCAUUGAUGCCCUUGAACAUUUACAUUGUGAACAUUCUAAGAAAAAGGUGAUCUUGCAAUAUGUUUCACAUUCAACAGGAAUAUUAAUUACCAUGAAAGCUUGACUUCAUUUCUAUUAAGAGAAUUAUUUAAAAUUUGUCAAUACUGCAGGGAAGCUGUAGUUUAUUUUCAACAAAUUUGCUCAGAAACAUUCAGACACUGUUCAAGGGAGUGAUAACAUAGUUUUUUAGUCACAAAUAAUUGUUAUUGUCCUGCAUUGGAGUUUGUUAUGACUCAAUGCUGCAAGGACUAUUUCAGUAUUAAGUCUGACCAAUUUUGGACGUCACCCUUUACACACUCAUUCUGUUACAAAUCACAAUCAUGUCCUUUUUUUUUAUUUCAUCCACAUACAUUGCUACUGAAAUAAAGAUAAUUGUUAUUUCAA
This is a messenger RNA of Frankliniella occidentalis (western flower thrips), 4371 nucleotides long. RefSeq names its product ubiquitin carboxyl-terminal hydrolase 46 (gene Usp12-46). The record is from RefSeq and is a predicted model, not a curated record. NCBI's taxonomy places the organism in Eukaryota, Metazoa, Arthropoda, Insecta, Thysanoptera, Thripidae. Gene Ontology annotation, cellular component: nucleus; cytosol. Gene Ontology annotation, biological process: protein deubiquitination. The transcript is spliced from 9 exons. The coding region runs from base 262 to 1332 and encodes 356 amino acids. Gene Ontology annotation, molecular function: cysteine-type deubiquitinase activity; cysteine-type endopeptidase activity.